ACUGACAGUGACAGUGGCAACUUGAAAAUGACAACUUGAUAUACAUCCCCUUCGUGCAUUGCACAAACGAGCCAAAUUAAAAUGUUUCACAAAACUGAGAGUUCUAAGGGUACUUUUUUGGAACAAACCAAAGCAGCUAGAGAAGAAAGGGCACUAGAGAAAAAACGAGAAUCUUCUACUAUACUAAUUCAAGCAAAUAUUAGAGGAUGGCUGUGUAGAGUGAAAUUUGCAAGAAAAAUAAUAAAUGACUUUGACAGUAUUAUUGCUGAUGUUCCUGAAGAUAAUUCGAAACUACAAUUUAAACCAGCUGUAGAAAUAUACCACCAAACUUUGAGACUGCUCCUGAUAUGGAGAAAAUCAAGAGAUAAAGAAAGGUUCCCCAAACUUUGUCACUACAUAGUUGCCACACUAGACAGUGAUUCUCCCAAGUUCAGCUAUGUUGGUGUAGCACUCAAUAAAGAUUAUGUGCUAAGAUGGAUAUCUCACAUGAAUGAUAUCCUGUGGAUUUGCUGUGAAUAUUUGAAUGAUCUCAAACCUGAAUUUGCCAGUGAUACAAAAAGUAUUGUUCUGUAUCUGCAUGUCCUAGUGUCAUUCACAAGUACCAAUACAUGGAAUGUGUUGAAGAAUAAGAAUAUGGAGGUAUUGAAGUCUGGGAUGAAUCAGCUCUGUGCAAAUCUUAUGGGACAGUUGUUUCACAAAGGAUUCUAUCUUGUACUGAAGAAUUUAUUGUUGCGGGGUCUUGGUCGGAUAAAGAUAAUCUUCAAGAAUGUUUCACUAUCCGCUAUUCUUACUCUAUCUUUACGUCCUUUGAUUGCUGCAAACUAUUCUGAUAAACUUAUGACUAUAUUCUUGAUCAACAUUCUAUCAAUACCUGGACUGAUUCAACAUCUACAAACAUUAUCACCAGAGUCGAUAAUGACAAUUUGUAACCACAGGUUAUUCUCUAGGAGCUUAGAAUUGCUAUCUAGUCCACAGGCGAUGAGAAUAGUAUUCAACACUCUAGAAGGAAGCUAUGCCCUUUGCCUUUUAGCUAAUCUGAUUCAGCUAGCAUUCAUUGAGAGGCACACAACAUUCAAAGAAAUAUGUUUCCCUACGUUUACGGUCGUGGUUACUGGACUACUAGAAAGCUGCCAGAAUUACGUAGUUAGCAAACAGUCAACUCUAACGCAUUGGCAUCCCGUUUUGGGAUGGUUUGCUCAACCUAUGGAUCCAUCCUUGCAUUCAGCUAUGCCACAUGUAAAGAUACAACUCCAUCUGUUGUGGAAUAUCGAGAUAAUACAAAUUCUUUUAGGCAAUUCACUGUCCGUUCUGGUAGCUGGUUCCGAACCACCUGGACAAAGUUUGAGUCCUACUCAGAACUCUUUCAGUAGCACCAAUUUUUUCAGAAAGGUUCUUGAAAAUAGGGGGAGCCGGACCACUACUCAGAGAUCUUAUAGAACUCUAGGUAGCCCUGAGGUUCAUAGGAUAGUUCUGAUCUGUUCUAUGUAUCAUACAGCAUUGAAUACGUUGACUCAACUGCAGCUAGAUAUUUUGACAGGAUUGUGUUACCAGAAUUCCAUGUUAUACGAUCUAUGGUUAUUUUUGUGUUCCUUGGGACAAUUUUGUGGUAUGAAACCAUUUCUAGAUCUUCUGGCCUUCAAUACCAAAUGUUCAGCCCCAGAAUUCCAGAUGCUUCAGUUAUUUGGAGAUUGUAUGGCUCAUUAUGUAACAAUUCUUGAUGAUAUGGAAAUGUAUGAACAACAGAAUCCGUUCAAACUUAAUGAUUUUGUCUCGAUGUCCAACUUUUUAAACGUUUUCUUGUACAAGGCGGUACUGGGAAAUCUUUUCGAUUUCAAAACAAUCCACAAUAAUUCUCUCUUUGGUUCGUUGCAUACACUCUUGAUGCUUCUCUACAGAAGAGAUUGUAGAAGGAAUUACACGCCACAGGGACACUGGUUGAUCAAAGAUAUCAGGGUAUCUACAUUCAUCGCAGAUUUAGAAAAAGGUCGUAGAGCUCCGCAGUUGCUUCUUCAAACCAUGCCACAUAUCAUCCCACAUGAAGACAGAGUUAGGCUCUUCAGGAAGCAUAUUACUAACGAGAAAACCGUACUGGGAUUGACUGAAUCGGCUUGUGCCUCACCUCAGUCUACACUGAUUACAGUUCACAGGAACCGUAUUGUCGAAGACGGAUACAGACAGUUGGCCCUUUUACCAUCUCAAUCCUUGAAGGGCGUCAUAAGGGUGAGAUUUAUCAAUGAGCAAGGUUUAGACGAGGCUGGUAUUGAUCAGGAUGGUGUGUUCAAAGAGUUUCUGGAGGAGAGCAUCAAGAGAGUAUUCGAUCCUUCCCUGAACCUGUUCAAAGCUACCAGUGAGGAGCGCUUGUACCCAAGUCCUACUUCUGCUGUGCAGGACAACCAUUUGCAGCUAUUUGAGUUUGUGGGAAGAAUGUUGGGUAAAGCAGUGUACGAGGGCAUCGUGGUAGACGUGCCUUUCGCCUCGUUCUUCCUGAGCCAAGUGUCAGGCCAGACGGCCCAAGUGCUGUACAGCUGCGUGGACGAGCUGCCCUCCCUCGACCCAGCGCUCUACCGCAGCCUCAGCUACGUCAAGCACUAUGAGGGCGACGUUGCCGAUCUAGAUUUGACCUUCAGCGUCGACGAGGAUAGCAUGGGCAAAAUCGUGACGCACGAGCUGGUGCCAGGUGGCAGGGCAGUGCAAGUGACGAAUGAGAAUAAGAUCAACUAUAUUCAUUUGAUGGCGCAUUUUCGAAUGCACGUCCAAAUCAAAGACCAGACAGCAGCUUUCAUCAGAGGUUUCCGGUCCAUUGUCAAUCCAGAUUGGCUGACACUAUUCUCAACACCAGAGCUACAAAGAUUAAUAUCCGGUGACAAUGUCCCGUUGGACCUGAAAGACUUGAGGAAAAAUUGUCAGUAUUACGGAGGUUUUCACGAUUCACACAGGGUGAUCGGAUGGCUGUGGGAUAUUUUGGAAAAAGACUUCACUAAGGAUGAAAAAGGAAUGUUCCUCAAGUUUGUCACAAGUUGUUCUAAACCACCACUGCUUGGUUUUGCACACCUUGAACCCCCAUUUUCAAUAAGAUGCGUUGAGGUAGGGGACGAUGAAGACACUGGGGACACUAUUGGUAGUGUGUUCAGGGGGUUCUUCACCAUUCGAAAAAAAGAUCCUCAAAAUCGCCUUCCGACCUCCUCUACGUGUUUUAAUCUCUUGAAGUUACCGAACUAUCAGAAGAAAAGUACUCUCAGAGAAAAACUGAGAUAUGCAGUCACUUGCAAUACUGGAUUCGAGUUAUCUUGAUCCAGCUGUAAUUUUG
Molecule: messenger RNA, 3307 nt
Organism: Phaedon cochleariae (mustard beetle)
Lineage: Eukaryota; Metazoa; Arthropoda; Insecta; Coleoptera; Chrysomelidae
Source: the annotation of a GenBank genome assembly